UGUGUGUGUGUGUGUGUGUGUGUGUGGAGCGGGGAUGGGGAGAUUAAAACAAACAAAACAACACUGUAGGGGAGGAGAAAAAAUCCAUUUCAUGUUUCAGCCCAACAGGUCUUUAUCUUUAAUAUCAUCUUCCGCUGCAUAUCGUCUCCUCCAGUGCUGAGAGGUGCUAACUGAAUGACCCUUCCUGCAGCUAUGUCUUCACUGUGAUGUGACAGAGAGAGAGAAAGGUGCUUUUAUCUUGCACACACCUAGGGAAGGAGAUACCACCCCACUGUCUCUCACCUCAGAUGAGUUAAUUCCUGACAGCCACAGUGCAAAUACUGUGAUGAUAAUGCAGGGAGAGGAACCACAGGGUGACUGUGUAGGUUGACAAAAGGGUAAAGUAGGAUCUUUAGUGUGUUCCCUUAAAGAUGCAUUGUUGACAAAAUCUAAAAGGGGCUAUGUUAUUACAGAAACAGAAGAAAUGACAGCCUGGAUCAGCACAGUUCUCCAUCCAGUUCAAUACCAACUGCUUCAGAAAAUGACAGUUAUGUCAUGCCCAGACCACCACAGGGCUCCAUGAGGAUUUAUAGAAGAUGCCCCGGGUCUUGGCGCCUCUGGUGCUCCUUCUGGUGUGGCUAAUGAAGAUUGCUGCCAGCCCCCACUCCCUGAGGAUCGCUGCCAUUUUGGAUGACCCAAUGGAGUGCAGCAGAGGGGAGAGGCUGUCCAUUACUCUAGCGAAGAAUCGUAUUAACCGUGCACCAGAGCGAGCGGGGAAAGCCAAAGUGGAGGUGGACAUUUUUGAGCUGCUGAGAGACAGCGAAUAUGAGACAGCUGAAACCAUGUGCCAGAUUCUUCCGAAAGGGGUGGUAGCCGUCCUUGGACCUUCGUCGAGUCCGGCCUCAAGCUCUAUUAUCAGCAAUAUCUGUGGGGAGAAAGAGGUCCCUCAUUUCAAAGUUGCCCCCGAGGAAUUCCUCAAGUCCCAGUUCCAACGAUUCACUACCUUGAACCUCCACCCCAGCAACACCGACAUCAGCGUGGCCGUAGCUGGGAUCCUGAACUUCUUUAAUUGCACCACUGCCUGCCUCAUCUGUGCCAAAGCUGAAUGCCUUUUAAACCUAGAGAAGUUGCUUCGUCAGUUCCUUAUCUCAAAGGACACCCUCUCGGUCCGGAUGCUGGAUGACAGCCGGGACCCUACCCCACUCCUAAAAGAAAUCAGAGACGACAAAACUGCCACCAUCAUUGUCCAUGCGAAUGCCUCCAUGUCCCACAUCAUCCUCCAGAAGGCAGCUGAACUGGGAAUGGCAUCAGCCUAUUACACAUAUAUCUUCACUAAUCUGGAGUUCUCGCUCCAGCAAUUGGACAGCUUUCUGAAUGACCGGGUUAACGUCCUGGGAUUUUCCACCUUCAACCAGUCUCAUGCUUUCUUCCAAGAGUUUGUCCAGAGCCUCAACCAGUCGUGGCAGGAGAACUGUGAUCACGCUCCCUUUACUGGGCCGGCACUCUCCUCUGCCUUACUGUUUGAUGCUGUUUAUGCCGUGGUGACAGCAGUGCAGGAGCUAAAUCGGAGCCAGGAGAUUGGUGUGAAACCGCUGUCCUGUGGAUCCGCACAGAUCUGGCAACAUGGCACCAGCUUGAUGAACUACCUGAGAAUGGUAGAAUUGGAAGGUCUCACCGGCCACAUUGAAUUCAACAGCAAAGGUCAACGGUCGAACUAUGCCCUGAAAAUCCUACAGUACACACGACAUGGCUUCAGACAGAUUGGCCACUGGCACAUUUCUGAAGGACUUACCAUGGACAACAGAAUCUUCUCCUCCAACAUAUCGGAUAGUCUCUUCAAUACCACUCUCAUCGUCACCACCAUCCUGGAAAACCCUUAUUUAAUGCUGAAGGAGAACCACCAGGUGCUGGAGGGGAACGACCGCUAUGAAGGCUUCUGCGUGGACAUGUUGAAGGAGCUGGCGGAGAUCCUGCACUUCAACUACAAGAUCCGCCUGGUUGGUGACGGGGUGUAUGGCGUGCCCGAGGCAAACGGCACCUGGACUGGCAUGGUCGGAGAGCUCAUUGCUCGGAAAGCUGAUUUGGCAGUGGCUGGCCUGACAAUCACGGCUGAACGGGAGAAGGUGAUUGAUUUCUCUAAACCUUUCAUGACUUUGGGAAUUAGCAUUCUCUAUCGAGUUCAUAUGGGGCGCAAACCCGGCUACUUCUCUUUCCUGGACCCCUUUUCUCCUGGUGUCUGGCUCUUCAUGUUACUUGCCUACCUGGCUGUCAGCUGUGUCCUCUUCCUGGUUGCUCGACUGACGCCAUAUGAGUGGUACAGCCCCCACCCCUGCUCGCAAGGGAGGUGCAAUCUCCUAGUGAACCAGUACUCUCUCGGCAACAGCCUGUGGUUUCCAGUUGGGGGUUUCAUGCAGCAAGGAUCUACUAUUGCCCCUCGAGCUCUGUCCACACGGUGCGUCAGUGGAGUCUGGUGGGCAUUCACCUUAAUCAUCAUUUCCUCCUACACGGCCAACCUGGCAGCCUUUCUGACUGUGCAGCGGAUGGAUGUACCCAUAGAAUCGGUGGAUGACCUGGCUGACCAGACAGCUAUUGAGUAUGGCACCAUUCACGGAGGCUCCAGCAUGACCUUUUUCCAGAAUUCCCGUUACCAGACGUACCAGCGGAUGUGGAAUUACAUGUACUCCAAGCAGCCAAGCGUGUUCGUGAAGAGCACGGAGGAAGGGAUCGCGAGGGUGCUGAAUUCCAACUACGCUUUCCUGCUGGAGUCCACCAUGAACGAGUAUUACCGUCAGCGCAAUUGCAACCUCACGCAGGUCGGGGGCCUUCUGGACACCAAGGGCUACGGGAUUGGCAUGCCAGUCGGCUCCAUAUUCCGAGAUGAAUUCGACCUGGCCAUUCUCCAGCUGCAAGAGAACAACCGCCUGGAAAUCUUGAAGCGAAAGUGGUGGGAAGGGGGCAAGUGCCCCAAAGAGGAAGACCACAGAGCCAAAGGUCUGGGAAUGGAGAAUAUUGGUGGAAUCUUCGUGGUUCUCAUAUGUGGGUUAAUUGUAGCCAUUUUUAUGGCAAUGCUGGAAUUUUUGUGGAGCCUACGACACUCUGAACAGACAGAGAUGUCUAUCUGCCAGGAGAUGGUGACAGAGCUGCGCAGUAUCAUCCUCUGCAAAGACAGUUUCCACCCUCAGCGAAGGCGAGGGGGGAUGAUACGGACUCGGCCCAUUAUUGCCGAGGAACGUCGACCCCGCAGUACAACCACUCUCAGCAAUGGGAAACUAUGCGGCGGCGGUGAGCCAGACCCGCUGGCGCAAAGACUUGCACAAGAAGCCGCUCUGGUCGCCCGAGGCUGCACGCACAUUCGGGUGUGCCCGGAGUGUCGGAGGUUCCAGGGCCUCCGGGCGCGGCCAGCUCCGGGUUCACCUGCACAAAGCGAAGAGAGCUUGGAAUGGGAGAAAGCCACCAACAGCAGCGAACCUGAGUAGAGUGGGGCAGGGGUGGGCAAAGAAACUCAUGUUCCAUUUUACAGAACAUGGACUUGUACAAUGUCAGACUCAUUUUUAAAUGAAAAGCAGUUAUCCAGCUCCUUGAGAGCAAGACAAACCUUCAGGCUGAGAACCAGGCCCAGCCAGAGAUUUUUGGCACCUCUCCGACCUAAGAGGACAUUCAUCCCACUUGGAUUCUGAACCACUAGGUGGAAUAUUCUCUGGUUGGCCUGGCUCCAGCAGCUUUCCCUCACCUCAAAGAUCUGGUUUUGGGGUGGGGAUGACACACACAGAGGGCAAUUCAUAUACCAGAACUGCCCCAACUAGGGGGAAGAGUCAUUGUCAGAACUACCCCAUCCUAAGAUAGGAGAAAAGGACACUCGUGUCAUCUGUCUUGAUCACACAGACUCCGUAGGGAUGUUCUCUGGGAGGUAUUUUUAUUUGAUGGGGUAGGGGGAGGGGAAGAGAAGAGUAAUCUAUUAUAUUUUAUUUUAUUUUUGGUACAUCAGGGCCUGGAGGCUUCAGCACACCAGAUUUCAGAUGCUGAACUCUCCUGCCUUUGCAGCGAUGUGGCAUGCGGCGUGUGGAAGGGAGGGAUAGGAGAUGACUCCCAAACAGAAGCAGCGGAUGAAAUGAAAGUCCGUUCAAGGAGUUCUUAAAAAAUAAAAAUGCCAAAAACCAAUCAACACACACAGUGAAUUCAAAGAGGCCUUGAAACACCUGAAAUUUCAGGGGUUUUGUGUCUUUUUUGUUUGUUUGUUUGUUUUUUCUGUCAGGGAAGGUGAGUGUGUAUGAUGAGUAUGAAGCAUCGAGGAAGGUAUCACUGGCAGGUGCUGUCGGAUUCCAUAUGCUCUCUUAGGAACGCUGCCUUUUCCCCCCAGCAGAGGGCAGUUGCACUUACUACCCAUUGUCACGGGCUUCUGAAAGUACAGUCAUAGGUAUCAUGAUAGAAACAGGUGCUCACAGGUACAGCACAUGCCCAUCCUCUGAACUCUUACCAUUGUCUCCAGACUCAACAGCUGGGCCUGUGUGUGACCCAUAUCUGGAUCUGAGGGUUUCCUUGCUACCAAAUGUCCUUGAAUGGACAUGGGGUAGGGAGGUCAGGUUCGACAGGAGGAUCACAAAAACCUUCCUUCCAUAGCAGCAGCUUGCCCUCUGCUUGGUACAAAUGUGGGGUUUACAUUGAAGAGUUACUUUUCUGAUUGAAAAACAACAUUCUAUGCAAUUUGAUUGUAAAAUAAAAUGGAGAGAAACUAUGGGGGGUGGCGAUAAACACAAAGCUUGAGAAAAGGUAUAUCCUGUUGUUGAAUUCUU
Messenger RNA from Gopherus flavomarginatus (Mexican gopher tortoise), 4769 nucleotides. It is a transcript of the gene GRIK4, whose product is annotated as glutamate ionotropic receptor kainate type subunit 4. Gene Ontology annotation, biological process: synaptic transmission, glutamatergic; modulation of chemical synaptic transmission; monoatomic ion transport. The coding region runs from base 576 to 3455 and encodes 959 amino acids. Lineage: Eukaryota; Metazoa; Chordata; Testudines; Testudinidae. Gene Ontology annotation, cellular component: kainate selective glutamate receptor complex; plasma membrane; postsynaptic membrane. Gene Ontology annotation, molecular function: transmitter-gated monoatomic ion channel activity involved in regulation of postsynaptic membrane potential; kainate selective glutamate receptor activity. The record is from RefSeq and is a predicted model, not a curated record. The transcript is spliced from 20 exons.